Molecule: messenger RNA, 2172 nt
Organism: Racocetra persica
Lineage: Eukaryota; Fungi; Glomeromycota; Glomeromycetes; Diversisporales; Gigasporaceae
Source: the annotation of a GenBank genome assembly
AUGCCAACUGGAAAGAGAGGUCGGCGAGCAGUUUUCUCCGAUAGUGAAACCGAGGGGACUGAGAUUGCUGAAGAGGACUCGAGACAGACCAGAUCUAGCUCGAAGAGAGCACGUCGAUCUGCAACAGAAGAAAUUAAUGGCUUUCCAGACGAAAUGUCCUUUGAUGAAGAUACCUAUUUUGACGACGAUGAUUUUGGUAGGGAAUCAGCAGAAGAACUGGAAAGAACGAAACUGAGGAGAAAGAGCUCAACUGGGUUGACAGCAGAAUCUAGUGUCAUUGAAUCAAUAGAAUUAGUGGAUUUUAUGUGUCAUAAAUUCCUCAAAGUCAAUUUUGGUCCAAAAAUUAAUUUCAUCAUUGGUCAUAAUGGAAGUGGUAAAAGCGCCAUUUUGACAGGGAUCACUGUUUGCCUUGGAGGUAAGGCCAACGUGACGAACCGUGCAUCAAAUUUAAGGUCUCUGAUUCGUGAAGGCGCAAGUGUUGCUCAAGUAACAUUGAAAUUGCGGAAUCGAGGGGCAGAUGCAUAUCGUCAUGAUAUGUAUGGUGACUCUAUUAUUAUCGAACGUAGAAUUAGUCGAGAUGGUAGUAAUGGUUAUAAAAUCAAAACAAGUGGCGGAAAGGUAGUUUCUGGAAAACGGGAUGAAUUAAACGCUAUUUUAGACCAUAUGGCAAUUCAAGUGGACAAUCCCAUGAAUGUUCUGUCACAAGACACUGCACGUCAAUUUUUACACUCUUCAAGCUCAGAAGAUAAAUAUAAGUUUUUCAUGAAAGGAACUCAAUUGACGCAAUUGAGUGAAGAUUAUGAGUUAAUACGUGAAAGUAUCGAAACAACCCAAAACAUUAUUAAGCACAAAAAAGAGGUGCUACCAGAUCUACUCAGGGCAGCUAAAGAUGCCGAGGCAAAAUAUAAAGAUAUGGAAAAAGCUCGUGAGCUUGAAGUAAUGGUCUCUAAUUUGAAGGAUCAAAUGGCUUGGGCUCAAGUUGAAGAAAAAGAACAGGAAGUUACAGAAGCAGAAACAAACUUGUUAAAGGCUAGAAGACGACUACCAAGCGUUCAAGCUAAUUUAGAAAAAGAACAAAAAGAGGAAAGGGAAAUAAAUGACCAGAUUAAAAAUUUGAAACAUUCUGUCGACACAUUUCGAACAAAGAUAAAUGAGGAAGCACUAAAGUUACAAGAUGAUAAUCGCCAGAGGCGAGAUUAUGUGUUGAAUGCUGUCAAAGAAAGGGAAGACGAAGUCAAUAUACUAACACAAGAACGUCACGAAUUGUUGACAAAAACUGAAAAUUUAGUUGAGAAACUAGAACACAUAAGAAAUGAGAAACGAUCAAUUGUACAGAAUAUUCGACGUACUGAAGAUGACAUUUUACGACAUAAUGAUCUUAUACAGCAACUAAGAGAUCAAAAGAGCGACAAUCUCAAGGCUUUUGGUCCUUCGAUACCUGAUGUGCUUAAUGCAAUUGCUCAUGAGAAUCGAUGGUAUAAGAGACCUGUGGGUCCUUUUGGGAGAUAUAUUAAGCUAACAAAACCUGAGUGGAGAAACACUUUGGAAUCGGUGAUCGGAAGUUCUUUGACCGCUUUUUCUGUUAGUAAUCAUCAUGAUCAACAACUGCUAUCAGGAAUUUUAAAAAGAUUUCAUUGCAAUUCUCCAAUUAUUGUUGGCGAGGAUGACCGCUUUGAUUUCUCAUCUGGAGAACCUAGUGGCCGUUUUUUGACUAUUUUACGCGCGUUACAUUUUGAUGAUGAAAAUGUUAAACGGCGGCUUAUAGUUCAAUAUCAUAUUGAAUCAGUUAUUCUUGUUGAAAACCGUGCUGAAGCUGAUAGAAUCAUGUACAAUGAUGGAAGGGGAUUCCCUAAUAAUGUCAGUGCAUGCUACACUGUUGACGGGUUCAAAGUUGGGCAUAGAGGCGGUGGCUAUUCAACACAAUCAAUUUUUCCCUACAGAGGACCUUCUAGAUUUACACAAGAUAUUGAUUCUCAGAUUCGAGAGACGCAAGACAAAAUUAAUGAAGCAAACUAUAUGAAGUCUCGGUACCUCACCGAAAUAAGACGAGCUGAUUCGGAAAUUGAAAGGGCGAAUCAAGAACAAAGGGACAUCCAGAACAAAAUUAAUGAGAAUCAACGACGUGGAAAACAACUGAAUAAUGAAAUAAUUCAGUUGAAAGAAGAUUUACAG